Messenger RNA from Botrytis sinoallii, 1470 nucleotides. RefSeq lists its product as uncharacterized. The record is from RefSeq and is a predicted model, not a curated record. The transcript is spliced from 2 exons. Bases 1 to 1470 code for a protein of 489 amino acids. Lineage: Eukaryota; Fungi; Ascomycota; Leotiomycetes; Helotiales; Sclerotiniaceae.
AUGGCUACGAGCACCGAUGCUGCCCCUAUAGAAGUGGCAGAGUGUAUACAGGUCGAUGGAGCGGAACACAAGAUAGUCAAUAUUGGAACUGGCGGAGAUGUCAUCCUCGAAGUUCUCUUUGAAAAUACGAAAGCUUGCACAAAGUCGAUACCGAACGAGACGAUUCAAAAGCUACGCAACUCAAAAUCGUCGUUCCCUUCAGCACGAGUAUUCUACCGUGUCCGCCUUGAUACUUUGAAGAAACACUCAAAAUAUUUCGAACGCCUUCUUGGCUCAGAUACAUUUGGAGAAGGUAGGGCUAUAUCCGCCAGGUUUGCAGAGUUGUCCCUUUCGAGCAAAGACCCCUCAGAGCUACCAGCAGGAGAACUCCCUCGAAUUCAAAUAACAGAUGAAGACGAUGCAACGAGAACUAUCGGGAGGGAGACAGUUUUCAAGGAUAUGCUCAAGAUCAUUCAUGGCACAGCACAUUCUAGCAAGUCUAUAACUCUUCUCUACAUUUCAAUUUUGGUAGUUAUGGCAGAUAGGUAUGAUUGCAUGACUUUGAUCGCGCGAUACGUCGCAGGGAAAUUCUCGAGCUUCAAAUAUCCGCCAACUCUCGACAAAACCACGGAAGAAGUUGUGCGACAGAAGAUACUGAUAUUCUACCAUACGAAUCAAGCAUUGCGCUUGUCCGCAGCGACGAAGGAGCUCAUUCUUCGCGGCUCAUCUCGUUGGUCAAUCUAUGAAGAAACAGAUUCUGACUUUCUAGCGGCUUGGUGGGAUCUGCCAGAAGGUCUAGAAGAUGAGCUUUCAUAUCGUCGAUCACGGAUAAUUUUGACGAUAUCUUCUCUCCAAACACAUUUUCUUUCCCUGUAUACAUCUCGAACACGACAAUGUAAAUUAGGCUAUGAUUCGUCAGCCGCCUGCGAUUCCUUCCAGCUCGGUGAAAUGGUGAAGUUCAUGACGAGAAGAAACCUUCUCUCGCUCAUGCCAUAUCAAGCAGUCUCUCCUGACGACCCUGAAUUUAUUUGGCCCGAAGCAUACACUGGUGAUAUCGAGCUGCUUGUUGCAUUAUUGCGAGAAUGCCCAAGUUAUCAAAUUGACAAGAAUCAUGGGCAUUGUGGUUUACGUAAUAAAAUACUUCCUGCUCUGAGCUACAUCAAAGAUUGUAUUGAUGGUGGCAUUGGCAUUAAGUCCCAAUUCUGGAAAACAGAAAGAUCAAAUCAAACCUGGAUCCCUAGCCCGUCGACAAAUAAUAGCAACAAGAAAGCAUUUGUUGUAGGAGGCAAAGCAGUAGGAGACGACAUGGCAGAAAAGUUUUUCGAUUUUAAAAGCUUGAAUAGAGCGGACCUUACGUCUGGCGGAAGAUCACUUGGUGUAGACAAAGCAGCGAGAAGAUUGUUUCUAGCUGACAAGUGGGAUUGGAUAAGGGAAGUAGAAACGGAACAAGAGAAAGAGAGGAUGUCAAAGUCUUCGUUUUUUAGAUUCUGA